Coprinopsis cinerea okayama7#130 is the source of this 1389-nucleotide messenger RNA. Its product is annotated as CAMK/CAMKL/CHK1 protein kinase. NCBI's taxonomy places the organism in Eukaryota, Fungi, Basidiomycota, Agaricomycetes, Agaricales, Psathyrellaceae. Gene Ontology annotation, molecular function: ATP binding; protein serine/threonine kinase activity. The record is from RefSeq and is a predicted model, not a curated record. The transcript has 12 exons. Gene Ontology annotation, biological process: intracellular signal transduction; protein phosphorylation. Bases 1 to 1389 code for a protein of 462 amino acids.
AUGCCCGAAUUCCCAAAGGUUACAGGGUACACGCUAGUGGACAGAAUUGGAGGCGGCGGGUUCUCCAGCGUUUAUAAAGCUAUAGACUUCAAGAACUACCGUGCAGCAGCAUGUAAAGUGAUCAUCAUUACUGAGGAAACCACAGAUAAAGAGAGAAAGACACUCGACAAGGAAAUGCGGAUCCAUUCGGCGCUGAAGCACGAAAACGUGCUGGAAUUUCUGAACGCUGUGGUCGUCGAGCUCAAGCACAAACAUGCCUAUCAUCCGGGAUAUUAUAUGCUAAUGGAGCUGGCUUGUGGUGGAGAUCUGUUCGAUAAGAUCGCGCCCGACAAGGGCGUCAGUGACGACCUGGCACAUCUGUAUUUUAACCAGUUGAUAGCCGGAAUGGACUAUAUCCACCAACAAGGCGUGUGUCAUCGCGACCUUAAGCCGGAGAAUCUACUACUGGACGUCGCUGGGACGCUCAAGAUCUCCGAUUUUGGUUUAUCUUCAGUGUACAAACUGAAAGACUCGGGUCGGACGCGAUCUCUGACCGAACGCUGUGGAAGCCUCCCGUAUGUUGCACCAGAGGUAGGUGGUCCCCUGAACAGCAACGCGCCGUACGAAGCGGAGCCAAUCGAUGUCUGGGGAUGUGGGGUCAUCCUCUUUACUCUGUUGGUCGGUAAUACCCCAUGGGACGAGCCCACCCGACACAGCCCAGAAUUCUGCCGCUAUCUGGAUGGGACCAUCUUCGACGAAGAUCCAUGGAAUCGGAUCUCUGAGACCCCGCUGUCUCUCCUUCAGGGUAUGCUGAACGUGAACCCAGCUGAGCGUAUGACGCUGUCUGACGUGUAUCAGCAUCCAUGGUGUUUACGACCGAGCCAAUUGGCACGAGCAGACCCAGGUACCCUGGCGGAGAUGCUGACGCAGGGGCUACGCGAGGACGGCGAUCUAAAUGUAGCAGCCCCUGAUUUCGGAGAAGCUAUGGAUGUCGACGAAGAGGACGAUCCCCAGCGUUAUGCUGGAACAGCCUCUCAAUUCACGCAGAAACUCAUGCUUUUCUCGCAAACGCAAUCGGGCCCUCGAUAUGUGCCGAACCUGACUCGAUUCUACGCUUCUGCGCCGCCAACGGUAUUGAUGCCCCUGAUCCAAGAAACACUGGAGGGAAUGAACGUCAAAUGUAAACUUGACCCUAGAUCUAAGAUGGUGCUGCUGUUGAGGAUCGGAGGGUACGACAAGCGCAAGCUCAAGUUCCGAGGGUGGGUGAACGUGGAGAGCUUCAGCAAACAUGGGUACGAGGGGAGCUUCUGCGGCAUGGCGAGAGAUGAGGGGAGCCCGAUUUCGUGGCGGCAGCUGUGGAAGGCCCUCAUCAAGAGUCCCCUGGUCAGCCCCCACGUCCUAUUCAAAUAG